This is a messenger RNA of Phragmites australis (common reed), 604 nucleotides long. Its product is annotated as non-specific lipid-transfer protein C6-like. The record is from RefSeq and is a predicted model, not a curated record. The transcript has 2 exons. The coding region runs from base 1 to 564 and encodes 187 amino acids. Lineage: Eukaryota; Viridiplantae; Streptophyta; Magnoliopsida; Poales; Poaceae.
AUGGCCUCAGCCGUUGUGUUCUGCGUUGCACUGCUGCUGGCUUUCAUCGCCGGCGUCCACCCGGUGCCCCAGGCCGGCACGUCCAGCUGCACCACCGACCUCUUCCGCCUCCUCCCCUGCCUCCCCUUCGUCGACGGCACCGCCGCCGUGCCCCCGGACACGUGCUGCUCCAACCUGGGCAGCAUGGUGCACGACGAGCCGCAGUGCCUCUGCCAGGCUCUCAGCCAGCCCAGCGCGUCCCCUGUCGCCAUCAACAUGUCGCGGGUGCUGGCGAUGCCACGCCUCUGCCGCCUCGACCUCCCGGCGUCCGCCGCUGGCGCCUGCACUGCAGGGCUGCUUCCCCAGGGACCGGCACCGCCGCUGCCGGUGAGCGCCCCACGCCCAAGCGCGAACUCCACUGCCCCAUCGACGCUGACGCCGGCAACACCGACGGCACCGCAUAUGACUCCGUCACCGUGGAUGAGUAGCCAGCUACCGCGAUACAGCAGGGGGUCCAAGGUGAUACUUGAUGGCUUUUCAGUUGCACUUGGUUUCGUGGCAUUGGUGUCAGUCCUAGCUUUCUGAAGAAAUCGGCUACCGACUGCAGCGAUGGGCCGAAUUAGUC